GCUCCAUUCUCCCAAGACGACAAAUCGCAAACAACAAUGCAGGUCCACGCCGUACCUGAUUCAGAGCGCGCCCUCACAUCGACGGGAAGGCGACUUCCUUGGGCGUACGAGUUUGCCGACUCAGAUCAUACCCAGCGGCGCAUCCCAGAGGAAAAAGGUCCGUUCGGCAAGGCCCGCAAGCGCGGCCUCUCCCGCAGUAAAACAGCAACUCCAGCGCGCGGACAAGACCAGGCGAAGCUCGAGAAUCUCCGCGUCAUUGACGAUAUCUUUUCCAAAACAAAGCAGCAGGAAGCGCAGAGGGAAUCGUUGCGAACGCGGAAGCCAUCAGGGCCCAACGGAUCCCUCCCCAUCUCUGCAUCGGCGCCGAAUCUGAUAGAUGCUGCGGGAUUAGACAGCUCACUUUUCCAAGGGAAUGGCUCUACUGCGGCGCCAAAGGAGCCUACAGAGGUUAUACUGUGGGGUUAUGGACCUGAUCAGCAAUGGGCUGCGAUAGACUUCUACGAGAAAGUGUCGGGUGGCAUCAUAUACGAAGACUACGACCGACUACCUCCAAAUACGCGCUAUAAUCUCUCGUUAUCGCAACACAAAGCUUCCUCGGUCCGCUCGCUCUCAAAGGCUUCAUUGCGCAAGCUCAACGAAUAUGUCGGCGGUGAUCACUGGAUUAAAGUCACUUUCGAUUCCCCAGAAGCUGCAGAGCGCGCGUGCCACUACUCUCCAAAAGUUAUACAAGGGCACAUUGUCACAGCCCAGCGCUAUGUGGGCCGUGGACCUCCCGAGGAUAAGGCUGUGCGAGCAUCACCGGGGUCGGCAGUCGCAUCACUGGCAGGAUCCCCCAACGCGUCUUCGUCGAGCACCCUUCCCUUCGGAACUUCAUCUUCUGCGACCGCUUCAUCAGCUACAGCUACGACGUCUGUACCAGCGUCAAUGCCACAGCGCCUGGCAUCUGAACCUUUUCUCCGCAGCACCGGCGCCUUCCCUAUCGACGACGACGAAACCCUCAUCCCUCAACGACAGGCACAACCUCCGGCACCCACAAACACAACGUCCACAUCCGUAGAAACAACUCGCCAAGCCGGCCGCUCGACUUUACGCGUGAAGGGCGCGAAAGCCGCUGUUCUUCUGCCGGCCGAGAAAGCCUUCCUCCCCGCUCCCUCCCCCUGGCAGCAGACAUUUCGAAGCUGGCCGGUCAUAGGCUGGAUUGUUGGCACCAACCACGGUAUCAUUGGCGACCAGGUGCCUAGGAAGGAGGACGGCUCGUUCGACAGCGCAAAUGCAAGUUUGUACUGGCGUAUGUGGUAUAACAUCGAUUCGUGUUUUGGAACCAAUUUCUGCGGCGUGAGAGAUGCUGAGUAUGAAGAUUGAAGUAGCACGGAAUGAGAAUUUGCAUUGGUCGGCGUCUGGGUUGGGAUGGCAUGGCAGCAUAUCUUGUUGCUCUAUUGGAAGGGGUUAUCCAGCCCUAUCUGCUGCUUGGAACGAGAAAUCGUGGUCGUAACACUUCAUGAGCGGGGCGAAAUCAUAGUCUACCUUGUUAAAUACCCAAACUUUUCGAACAAUCAGAAAUUUUAUCAUU
Westerdykella ornata is the source of this 1570-nucleotide messenger RNA. RefSeq lists its product as uncharacterized. The transcript has 2 exons. NCBI's taxonomy places the organism in Eukaryota, Fungi, Ascomycota, Dothideomycetes, Pleosporales, Sporormiaceae. The record is from RefSeq and is a predicted model, not a curated record. The coding region runs from base 37 to 1362 and encodes 441 amino acids.